UCCGGCCCCGCCCUCCACCCGAGCGACCACCCCGCCCAUCCCACCCACAAUGUCCGGCCUCGAAAAAGCCCUCUUCAACCUCAAAUUCACCGCCAAACAACUCAACCGCCAAGCCGCCAAAGCCAGCAAAGACGAAACCGCCGAAAAAGCCAAACUCAAAAAAGCGCUCGCGGCCUCACACACCGACAUAGCGAAGAUCUACGCGCAAAACGCCAUUCGGAAGAAGAAUGAGAAUUUACAAUUGUUGACUCUUGCGUCGAGGAUUGAUGCGGUGGCGAGCAGGGUGCAGACGGCGGUAACGAUGAGGCAGGUUACGGGGAGUAUGGGGAAUGUGGUUAAGGGGAUGGAUCAGGCUAUGAAGAGUAUGGAUUUGGAGAAGAUCUCAGCAGUAAUGGACAAAUUCGAAACACAAUUCGAAGACCUCGACGUCGCAACCGGAUACUACGAGAACGCGACGAGUUCGGCAACGGCGACGGCCACGCCGCAGGAGGAUGUGGAUCGCUUGAUGAGUCAGGUCGCGGACGAGGCGGGUGUGGAGCUGUCGCAGGAGAUGGCGGGUGCGACGCCCGCGAAGGGGAUUCAGGCGCCUGCUGCGGUGGAGGAGGAGAGGGAGGAUAAAUUGGGGGAGAGGUUGAGGGCGUUGAGGAGUUGA
Molecule: messenger RNA, 652 nt
Organism: Zymoseptoria tritici IPO323
Lineage: Eukaryota; Fungi; Ascomycota; Dothideomycetes; Mycosphaerellales; Mycosphaerellaceae
Exons: 3
Coding region: 50-652 (200 amino acids)
Biological process (GO): late endosome to vacuole transport; protein transport; endosome transport via multivesicular body sorting pathway
Cellular component (GO): ESCRT III complex; multivesicular body
Source: RefSeq, a predicted model, not a curated record